UAUUUGUAUAUUGUCAGCUCAAUCAUACGUAUCUACAUCCAUAUAUCGAUUAUUUCUAUAGAGGGUCAGUAGUGGAGCAACGUUCCACCUGUCAGUCGGACAUAUAGUAGUUGCUACUACUUCCGGACGUGAUACAUUCAGUAGUUCGUAUCUCUUAGGUAGAACACGUUCUUACACGGCUAUGUUCUCGUCGACACUCUUCGAGUAAGGCAAAGGGUAAGUGAAUAAAAUAAUUGAAAUGUUUAAAUGUGCUUUUGUAUUUGAAGAUCUAAUUGUCUAUAAUUAUUAACAGUCAUAGGUCACACAUUUUUUGCUCUAUUUCUGGUCACAUGUGGGUCACAAUGUCUUGUCGCAGUUUUAGCUGUCUCAAAGUAAAAAAUCUACAAAAAUUUAUAUAUACUCCGUAACAUUUGUAGAAAAUGAUCAUAUACGACAAAAGUUAAAAAAUAAAUUCUAAAAAUUUUUUUUUUAUUGAUUAAGACCUUCGGGAGAGUCUAUUGUUAAAAUAUCGAUAGGACCUAUAUGAUCCAUAUGUGAUCUUUAAAGAUUAAGUACAUAUUAGUUGUACAAUGACGAAUGAAAAACUAAAAACUAUAAUGAAAGAUUUUAUACAUAACGUUACGUUUAUUAAGCCUUAAAAAUUGUAUAGUACCAGUAACUUUUAUCGAUAAAUGAUUUUUUUUUUUUGAUUUUUACUUCUUUAUUUUAGAAUUUAUAUUAAUGAUAGUUUAUAUUAUACAUAUAUGUAUAUAUAAUACUUUGUAAUUAAAAGAAAAGUGAUUGCUAUAUUAAUCUGGUACGUUAAUGUUUUUGCAUAUAUUUUUUUUGAUUUUAUAUUUUUGACAAAUUUGUGUGACCUACAUUAUUUUAUUGGAUAUUAUUUAAAGCGACACUAUUACUAUAGGUAAAUCUUUCACAUAAAAAAUUUAUUCUAUCUCUGUAACUAUUUUAAUAACAGUAAAAUUUUAUAUCCCAAGCACUUUUCCUCACAUACAUUAUUCUUUGUUUUGAAUUUCUUAAUAAAUUUUCUUUUUUAUGUGCAUAUAAUUUCUGAAUACACAACGUGUCCGAGAUUCGUCCGUAAUUAUUAAACAUCGAAUUCAUUAUCGUUAUGGUGAGUAAAGUAAAUUAAAAUAAAAUAAUUACAUAUUGAUGUGAAUACACGCAUAAUUCAUGCAAUCGAAACCACAUAAAUUGUACAGACAACUUUCAGUAAGAAAUCCAACAAAAACACUUAAAACACGCAAAGUUUAUCUUCAUGCUUCUUUUUCGUCAUUUAAUAUUAUGUACAAUAAAAGUCCUAGAAAUUUCAAGUUUCUUCAUAGUGUAUAUUAUAUUCGCAUUCUGUUUCACUGAACGAACAUAAUCGAUACACCAGUCGUUCGCGGCGAAGGCACCGAUAAGUGGAUGUCGCGUUGCGAUCUGCACACUGUUUACGAAAUGUCACAUUUUACCGUUAUCUAGGUGAAAAUAUUUCGUUUCCGUCGCGGAAUUAUUUCCCGACCCUAUCGAAGCGAAUCAACCCAUAUACGUUGAGUAUUUCACCGCGAGAAAUACGCGUUUCGAUCUUUCUUGGUGUUUAAAGCACACGACAAGAUUCGUAGUAGGUCACCUAUCACCACGUAAUUAUCUCCGAGUCGAACUGCAACUACUGCAACUACUGUCGUAGUGCACUAUCUCGUGAAUGACAUAUUUGAAUCGAAUAAAUUAUCAUUAUGAAGUAUCAGCAAGUAACCGUGGACAUGACAGACAUGGUGUAUACCGCUUGCUCUUAUUUGGCGCUUGCCGGUGCGGUCUGGAUAUUCCUGCGUCUUAUUCAAGCCUGCUUUUGGCUGCCGAACCAUUUAAAAAGGCAAAAUGAUGUUCAAAGAAUGUUGCAAGAUAAGGUGGACAGCUAUGAAAAGUAUGUGUUAGAAUGUGAAGAGAAGGAAAGAGCGGAAAUGUUGGACCAAAUCGACGACGAGAAGAAAAGUCUUGAAAUGUCGGAGAAAUGGAAAGAACGACGGGAAUGUCUGGACAUGCUCAAGAAAGAGUUGGAAAGAGUUUGCGAAGGCAAAGAUAUGUCCGAUUGGGACGCUUUAUUGGACGAGGAACUGAAAAAGCAUGAACUAGACUCUAAGCUUUUAGAUGAGGAGGAGGAGGAGGAGGAAGAAAACUCUAAAAAAGAUACUAAUAAAGAGAAAAGCGAAGAGAAAAGUGAGAAAGAGGGCAAGAAUAUCGAGCCGAAGAAAGAAAAGUAACAACUAUAUCGAGUGCUUUAAAAGUGCCUUACUAAGACUGUUGAAUUGCUUUAUGAAAACUUGUAUCUAUACACGUAGCAGAAUAUUUAUAAAACGUAAACCUCUUCAAACAAAUAAAUUUUUAAAAAUAUUUUAUAUAUUAAAACUAAACAAUAAGUUUCUACAUUAAAAUAUUCUAUACUAAUAAUUAAAACAUGUCUCGAUACACACAGUUAGGCUUAAAAGAAAAAAUAGAGCUCUUUAAAUGUAUACAUUGCUAUUAUUAUAUUGAUAAUCUAAUUUUAUUCACGAUUUCAUUUAUCAACAUACAGAGAUACUGUUUUACUAAAUUAAUUCAAUAUUUGUAAAAAAUAUUUAUAUUGUGUGAAAACUACAUGCAAUCACUAUAAGAAAUGCCUCGUAGUAAUUACCACAGUAUUAUAAUAUAGUAAUUAAAGGAAGAUGAGCAGCUUUAAGUAAGCACAUAUUAAAAUAUUCUAAAAGCAGAAAUUACAUAUAUGUAUAUACAUAAAAUGUUGUUUUUAUUAGUGUAAAAUUAUUCUUUUGUUAUGUUGAAAAAAGGAAUUAUAAUAAUUA
Molecule: messenger RNA, 2816 nt
Organism: Formica exsecta
Lineage: Eukaryota; Metazoa; Arthropoda; Insecta; Hymenoptera; Formicidae
Exons: 3
Coding region: 1716-2240 (174 amino acids)
Source: RefSeq, a predicted model, not a curated record